CCGCUGCCCUCGGAACAGUUCAAGGGCGAUGGGGGCCUAUUCACGCACAUCCCAAAACACAAGCGAUCUGUCACAAUUCAAGGUUCGACUUGCACCCUGUCCUGCGGACGCAACAAGCACAACCGCUUGUACACCAAUACGCCCACACGGUCCCUCUCUCGCUCGUUACCUGCAGUGAACCUCGAUAUAUAUCUCUGGCUCGACAUCCAAACACUCAACUCUCUGUAUCGAAUCAACCUCGAUCGAAAACCAUCUCAUACAAUCUCUCAUGCAACUACGACAAUCAUAGACAUAAGCUUGAGCUCUUCAGCUUGAAACCUUCCUGGUCCUCGUCCUCUGCCUCGCUUCUUCCGACACUCGACUUUCACGACAUCUCGACAUUCCGCUGUUCGAACCCACUCUCAUUCCAUCAAAACAACACGAACCACCUACAUCAUGUCUAGCCAAUCAUGCUACUCUCCCCUACCUGCUCUCGCUUUCGAGGACCGCAUUCAUCCUGCGUCGUUAUCGAAAUGCGGCAUUCACGAUCCGGCUCUUCUCGAGUUCAUCCGGACAGAGGUCUCGCGUGAAUUGAUUUAUUUCUUGUCGGAUAAGACCAACGAGAUCAUCAACUCCUGUCAGAUUGUUCAGAUCGACAAGCGGACCGGUCAACCCAUCCCAUCCCCCUCGAUGGAAUCCAUCGAGGCCGAGCUCGCCGCCCUCGGCCUACCGACAUUAGACGACUUUGUCGCGCAUGUUAUCGAGGCUUCCAACGUUCAAAUCCCCACUCUCAUCACCACCGUUGCCCUUCUCGAGCGAUUGAGGGGUCGUCUACCGAAGGUCGCCAAGGGCAUGGCCUGCACGCGACACCGAGUAUUCUUGGCUACCUUGAUCUGUGCUGCCAAAUACGUCAACGACUGCUCGCCCAAGAACAAGCACUGGUCGAAAUACUCGAGCAUCUUUAGCUUGCCCGAGGUCAACCUUAUGGAGAAGCAACUGCUCUUCCUGCUCGACUUUGACCUGAACGUCACCGAGACUGACAUUGUGCAGUACUUCGAGCCGUUCUUGUCGCAAUACUGCUUCGAGCCAUCAGCACCCUCUUCUCCCGUCGUCGAACAGACCCCCGUGUUCGAGACCGUGCCCAUCGCCGCGACCAUUCCGCAAGAGCUGGCUCAAUAUUCUGGUCGCAAGGUCCGAACCGUCACUCGUGGUGAUGUCACCUACACCCACCCUGGCAUGGACCGAUCGUCCUCGUGCUCGUCGUUGGAGUCGGUCACUUCCACCAUCAUCCAGACACCUCCCGGUUCCCCGGAGAUGCCCGCUCGCAUGGCCUACGCAAAACCCGCCGUCCACAAACAAGUGCAGCGUAUCUCUCCUCUCGAGUACCAAACUCAGCAGGUCAAGACCGGUGCCAUUCACCCAUCUCACCUCGCUGCUCCUCCACCCGUCACCAUCGCCGGCGAGGCUCCUGGCUUUCUGGAGCGAUUGAUGAGGAUGCACGGACGCCGAAAACCCAUGCCCGCCACACAGAGUUACGACGAGGUCGACGCCAUGACGACGCUCAUCCAGCACGGCAUGGCUAUCUAGACCCAUCAUUCAACGAUCCCACAAAAAAAAGGGCAACAACACGCACGCUUUCUGAUGUCUCAGCGACAAUGGCCUUUUCGACUUUCAGGCUUUACGACGAAUCAUUCUCACCUUACGGCCGCCAAUCCAUCUGUAUCAAAUCAGGGUUUCCCUCGGACAAUUUUCAAAGGUGUAGCAAUCACGAACUUGAUGUAUAUAGAAGACGUUCCC
Molecule: messenger RNA, 1776 nt
Organism: Filobasidium floriforme
Lineage: Eukaryota; Fungi; Basidiomycota; Tremellomycetes; Filobasidiales; Filobasidiaceae
Product: cyclin
Exons: 4
Coding region: 436-1566 (376 amino acids)
Biological process (GO): regulation of cyclin-dependent protein serine/threonine kinase activity
Cellular component (GO): nucleus; cyclin-dependent protein kinase holoenzyme complex
Molecular function (GO): protein kinase binding; cyclin-dependent protein serine/threonine kinase regulator activity
Source: RefSeq, a predicted model, not a curated record